Messenger RNA from Serpula lacrymans var. lacrymans S7.9, 1302 nucleotides. RefSeq lists its product as uncharacterized. The transcript has 5 exons. Gene Ontology annotation, cellular component: Golgi membrane; endoplasmic reticulum membrane; COPII-coated ER to Golgi transport vesicle. NCBI's taxonomy places the organism in Eukaryota, Fungi, Basidiomycota, Agaricomycetes, Boletales, Serpulaceae. Gene Ontology annotation, biological process: endoplasmic reticulum to Golgi vesicle-mediated transport. Bases 31 to 1071 code for a protein of 346 amino acids. The record is from RefSeq and is a predicted model, not a curated record.
GGCUGCGGUAUUUCCUUGCAAUUGUGUCCUAUGGCCAACUAUUAUUCUCGUUCUCCCCCUCCCUUGCAACAUCCUGUUCCAACACACCCAGCUUUUAUUCCGGAACCACCGUCAACACCCGCAUCACCCCAGGGAUACCAGCGAUUCACGAGUUCGCCGCCGAACAAUGUGCACAUGCAGCCGCAGUAUGCCCAGAGCAACGCUCGCCCUAUGUAUCAUGCACCUUUUCAACCCCUAGGGCCCCAAGCUCAACACCAGGUUCCAAUGCAGCAUUCUCAGCAACAACAACACUCGCAACAGGUGCCUGAUUUCGGUGCCUGGGGAAUGAACGACGCUACUGCUCAGUUUGGCAUGCAGCUUGGUCACAGUGCAGUUGCCGCUGGUCAAGAGUAUGUUCAGAAAAACUUCGGAGGGAUGGUCCCUUUCACCAUGCUCAAGCAUCACUUCAACGUGUCGAAUUCAUAUGUUAUUCGAAAGUUACAACUUGUGAUAUUCCCUUGGCGCCACAAGCCCUGGCCACGGAAAAUUAGACGCGCAGAAAAUGGCCACAGUGAAUGGCAACCUCCACGGGAAGACAUCAAUAGCCCAGACUUGUAUAUACCACUCAUGGCUUUGGUCACCUACAUCCUAGUUGCAGCAUUGCAAACCGGCUUGCAGGAACGCUUCCAUCCACAAAUACUGGGCUCCUCCGCAUCCAGGGCUUUUGUCGUUGUUCUUCUUGAUUUCGUGUUUGUCAAAGGAGGCUGCUACCUGCUCAACGUUCAAGGUUCCGGUCAAGUUGUUGAUUUGAUCGCAUAUGGAGGUUACAAAUUUGUUGGCGUGAUUUUGACUUUGUUCGCAGGAUUACUAAAUUUCGGGACGACGAUAUAUGCUAUAGUGUUCUUGUAUUCAUUUUCUGCCAAUGCAUUCUUUUUGCUUCGUUCAUUGCGCUCUGUUGUAUUACCCGACGCCAUCAAUACACCCGCCAACGUUGGGACUGUCAAUCCUGCGCAACGCAAAAGACGCAUCACAUUCCUUUUCCUGGAAGCUGUCUUGCAGAUAGUUUACAUGGCCAUACUAGUCAGAAUAUAGCUCCUAACGCGGGUCGUAUGCAUUUAUAUUAUAAUCUGUGGAGAGUUGGUCCUUGUCUCGGAAUUCGGUCCCAUUUUAGACUUAAGUUGAGCCAAUCACGUACUGUGUCCUUGCAUAUUAAUGUCCUUGCAUAAUUUACUGCACCCGAGAUGUGAAGUCACGAAAGUCCUGCAAGUUCUUUAGUUAUCACAUCGGCCAUGAUCCGGAGUGGUUGAAGAUGAAAAUUCUUGC